CGAUAAUGUCAGGCGACAUUCUGGUGUACCUUCUGUCGCGCAAUCCCCCCACAUUCGCAGUAUCCAGCCUGGAACGCGAAACAACAACAAUUCUGGUUGGAUGUUCGAGGUCUAAGGGUGAGGAUGUAGAAUACUUGCAGCGCUUUGCAAAUAUUUUGAACGGGUUAAAAAAAGGCGCAAUGUUCGAAGCCUUACAUGCAAAACUCCAAUUUAAAUGGGAAAAGGUGUACGACACGACCAAUCCAUUUGGAGAUUUCCGUCAAGUCAUGUAUCAGACUGCGUGGACCUUCGACAUCGAACAUGAUGUGCUGCUCUGUGCUAAUCGGAGCGGGGUUAGAAGGACACCGCUCCGAGUUCUUCGACAGCGCACCGCAACUCUAGACGACCUUAAACCGUUAAGCCCGCCUUCUUCUCCAAUGCCUACACUACGAGCUCUUCCUACAACGUUCUGGAAGCCGGAAGUCCAGGUCUCUGAGAAAACUCGGACAUUUACUCAUCGUUUACUCCGAGAUUUUAGCCACCAGUGGAGGCACAUUCUUCGGCGGAGCUGGAACGACACGACUUCACGCGUGCUGGCACGUGGGGUUAUCCGACUCUCAAGCCUUGAUUUCGAAGUCCGUGAGGUGACUAAGGAGCGUGGUGGUGGUCUGCGAGGUCACUUCGUGUGGGUCACCAUGCUUCCAGAAUGGGAACCGUUCACGACUAAUAUUGCGCUUGUCGGUGGCGUCCAUCUCGUAGUCUGCCAAACCGUUCAAGAAGGGCUAUCAACGGCGCAGAAUCACGCGGCGUCCCAAGCUCUUAAGACUGGUAAGAUGGCGAAAUCUAGACCUGCCAAACCAGAUUAUAUCGUCUUAUCAAUGAAAUACAUCAUGCUCUGUCGGCUUGGUGGCUCAGCGGGACUUGAGCAUACGCGACCAGAGCCGCUGUUCAAUGGUACUACCUCUCCCCCAGAUCUGGCAUUAGAUUAUCUCGUCUGGGCAACUACAAAUCCCUCGGUAACUCGACUGCAUUUGAUACCUACUGAGGUCCAGGAUGUUAUACUAAGCCAUCUAUCUGUAGGGCCUGUUGAGCCGGCUCGAGUUGGUUGUUUGCUUGGCAUAGGAUCGGAAUUCACGUGGAGAGAUGGCCAGGCCAGCAUUGCUUUGGAAGAAACGCACACUGCCCGUACACCGUGGACUCCUAUUGACUCCCAAAUCUGGUUUGGUCCUCAUAUGAGCGGCAUAGUGUACAGGGGGCAAGUAUCGUUGGCGCCCACUAUUGGAGUAAAUCUCCUGCAUUCUCACUAGGCUAUCCGCAGCGAAAUUACAUACAUUCGAU
Lindgomyces ingoldianus is the source of this 1317-nucleotide messenger RNA. RefSeq lists its product as uncharacterized. The transcript is spliced from 2 exons. The coding region runs from base 6 to 1286 and encodes 426 amino acids. NCBI's taxonomy places the organism in Eukaryota, Fungi, Ascomycota, Dothideomycetes, Pleosporales, Lindgomycetaceae. The record is from RefSeq and is a predicted model, not a curated record.